Lactuca virosa is the source of this 769-nucleotide messenger RNA. The record is from the annotation of a GenBank genome assembly. NCBI's taxonomy places the organism in Eukaryota, Viridiplantae, Streptophyta, Magnoliopsida, Asterales, Asteraceae.
AUGAAUUUGGGCGUUUCGCUGCGUUUGAUACAAUACGUUGAGACCGGGCUCCCUUUCCCCUUCGAAUCUGACGAAUCAAAGUGGGAAACACAGUCCUUGCUGCCGUUCAAAUUUAUUGAAUGCUUUCAAUGGAUGACAAAAAAGGUCUAUCAGGAUACUACUUUAGAUAUCAAGGUUUACUUUACCAGUGUUUCCAGUAGUUUUGGAACAAGUGUUGAUACAACUCUUGGUUAUAUUCAAUUUCACAUAUUUCCAACCCACAACAGGUUGUGCCAGCUAAUUUGCACCUUUCCCAAAAGGGUGUAUGUUCCAUAGCAAGGGUGGUUUGAUGAGUUUUGGCCAUCCAAUGAACAAAAGGCAAUCCCAAGGGUGGAUAGUGAAGGCGAGAUGUGUGGGCCUAAUUUUAAAGAGGACACUUAAUCUAGGGGUACUGAAACUAAUUGGACACAAUGGGAUGAUCAUUGUUGAUUGUGAAUCAUGAUCAAUCAUCAAGGUCCCAUUUUACAUCAACUUUUUUUUUUGUCUCCGAGAUCCUAUUUUACUUCAACUUUUUGUUUGUUUCUAGAAUCUUCGAUGAGGUAUUGGAAGGUUGGUUUUCAGAAUAUAUGUUAUACAACCUCAGUGGUUCAGAUAAAACUAAUAUGUUUAAGGGGAGGGGUAAUCAAUCACAUUACCCAUUUUGACACUUUUGGUCAUUGCAAUCAAUAUUUUUAUAUUUUUUUGGAACCUUUUAAUAUUUAAAGUAAACUUUUACAUUUUUUGUCGGGGG